CGCUUCUGCUAUGACAAAUCAUAAAUAAACAUACCUAUUUUAUUUGAAUAUCAUAGCUUAAGUGAAUGUUUUUUUUAUCAAAUUUAAAAUUAAAAAUAUGCCGAAAUAUUACAGGUUCAGAGCCACUACGCCUACUCGCAAGGCAAGGCAAAUUAAGGAGAAAGAUAUUAAAACGGAAGUGCAAAAAAGGCCCGAGCAUCCAUACAAUCUGCCUGAAGACAUCCUCGGCCUGACACUAGUGUGCGCGGCGCCAUCUUGGUAUCUGCGCCGCACCGCGUGGCGCGAGAGCCCUACGAUCGCAGGCCCGCUGCGUCAGCUCUCGUCUGUUGCUGGACGCGCCAUCUUCAUAGUCAAGCCGUCUUGGUGAAGGCUACGCC
Messenger RNA from Cydia amplana, 377 nucleotides. RefSeq lists its product as uncharacterized. The coding region runs from base 98 to 367 and encodes 89 amino acids. The transcript is spliced from 2 exons. NCBI's taxonomy places the organism in Eukaryota, Metazoa, Arthropoda, Insecta, Lepidoptera, Tortricidae. The record is from RefSeq and is a predicted model, not a curated record.